AUGAUGAUAGCUCCUCAGCCAUUGGAGGGUUUAAAUGAAGCAGGGCCCACACCAUUCUUGAACAAGACAUAUGAAUUGGUUGAAGAUGAGACAACAAAUGAGGUAGUUUCUUGGGGAAGAGGUAACAACAGCUUCAUUGUUUGGGAUCCUCAGUCUUUUGCCAUGAAUCUCCUCCCAAAGUACUUCAAACACAACAAUUUCUCCAGUUUUGUCAGGCAGCUCAAUACUUAUGGCUUCAGGAAAGUUGAUCCUGACAGAUGGGAGUUUGCAAAUGAAGGGUUUUUGAGGGGGCAAAAGCAUCUCUUGAAACACAUUAGGAGGAGAAAACACAACCCACCAAAUAACCCACAACAACCAAUUACUUGUUCUAAACAGAGUAGGAAUUCUGAAUCUUGUGUCGAGGUCGGAAUGUACGGAUCCUUGGAUGCCGAAAUCGACCGGUUGAGGCGCGACAAACACGUCCUAAUGACGGAGUUGGUUAAACUCCGGCAACAACAGCAGAACACCAAACUCCAUUUGAAUGCAAUGGAGCAAAGGCUUAGAGGGACCGAGCUCAAGCAGCAGCACACGAUGAGUUUCUUGGCGAGGGUGUUGAAGAAUCCGAGUUUUUUGCAGCAAAUCGUGCAGAAAAAUGAACGGAGGAAGGAGAUCGAGGAGGCCAUUGGCAAGAAGAGAAGGAAGAAAAUCGAUCUUGGUUCGGGAAAUAAUAAUCAUAAUAUCCGCGAUUUCGAUGUUUAUAUCGGUACAAACGAUGAUAUGGUUGGUGAUUUUGGGGGAGAAAGUGGCGUUAUCGAUGAUGUUGAGAAUGUUUAUGUUAAGAUGGAACCUCAAGAGUGUGGUGAUGGUGGUGUUUGUGGAUUUGGGACGAACGUGCAAGAACCCUUGAUGGAAAAGAAGAUUGGGGAAGGAGUUAUGAGCGAUAGCCACGAACAAGGAAAGUACAUGAAUAAUGUUGGCGAAGAUUCGUUUGGCGAUGAUAAGUUUUGGGAUGGGUUGAUCAAUGAUGGGAUCGAGGAUGGGAUUGAUGAUAGGAUUGGGACUUUUGGUGGGUUCGGGGGAGAAUAUGGUGGAGAGGGCGUUGAUGUCUUGGCCGAGCAGUUAGGGUUCUUGGGUUCAAGUACAAGAUAG
Messenger RNA from Striga hermonthica, 1128 nucleotides. The record is from the annotation of a GenBank genome assembly. Lineage: Eukaryota; Viridiplantae; Streptophyta; Magnoliopsida; Lamiales; Orobanchaceae.